This is a messenger RNA of Trypanosoma cruzi, 2505 nucleotides long. RefSeq names its product protein kinase, putative. The record is from RefSeq and is a predicted model, not a curated record. The transcript has a single exon. NCBI's taxonomy places the organism in Eukaryota, Euglenozoa, Kinetoplastea, Trypanosomatida, Trypanosomatidae. Gene Ontology annotation, molecular function: protein kinase activity; ATP binding. The coding region runs from base 1 to 2505 and encodes 834 amino acids. Gene Ontology annotation, biological process: protein phosphorylation.
AUGGUAGGUGGAAAGGAUGCGGCAAAACGUGCUGGCAAUGCUAAGCGGAGCGAUGACAAGAAGAAUGGGAAGGGGGAAUCCGGAAAUAAGAUUGGACCUGCAGCGCAUGCGACAGUCGCGACGCAUUCCGACAACAAAAGGGAACACAAGACAGCGAAAGCCGUACAUGCGAAGCCGCAUCCACAGAAGAAGGGCCCUGAAAAGCCGGGGAAGAGUAAAAAUAAAAAUAAGGACGCAGGGAAAAGUGCGGAGAACUUGAACGAGUCGCUGCCAUUACUGCCGCCCUCACCCCGGAGUAACGGCGUCGUGGAGGAGGCGGCGGUGGCCCCUGCAAAUGUCACCAACACACCAAUCGUGGAGGACUUGGAGCGGAACGACGAUAACGCGGGGGUGUCGUUCUCCGGCAUGCAAAUUUCACUGGGAGUGCAAUCCGUGCCACCAGUAAGAAGAGAGAAGCGCAGCGGUAGUGGCAGUACCCUGUGCAAGGACGGGAUGGCAGGUUUGUUUAGAGCGGACCAACGUGCUGGUGAAAGUUUGAUGGAUAAUAGCGAUGGUGGUGCGCGUUGGCCGAAGGAGGCACCGACGUCAAAUUGGACUGCGGGCAGCACGGAGGACCGCGACAGUUGGGUGAACGCCGUGGGCGGAGUAACGGCCAAAAAUAAAUCCCGCAAGGAGACGGCGGGGAGCGAGGACGACGACGAUGAUGAGGAUGCAGAGGAAGAAGAUGACGAGGACGAUGAAGAAGAUGACGAAGAAGAAGAAGAGGAUGGCGAAGAGGAAGAUGAGGAUGGCGAAAAUGACGACGACGAGGAGGAGGAGGAGGAGGAGGACGAGGAAGAUGAAGAAGAUGGCUGCAAUGACACCGUCAACAAGGGGGAGGGAUGGAAACAGGAGCAAAUUACAGUGAAAAUAUCUCGCGAGGGCGAUCGAAAUGUGAAAGUUCUUUACGUCACACGGCGCACGAAAUUUAGAGCCUUCGCGAAGGAUAUCAUGCGGCGCUUUGCGUACAACCGUCUUUGUGACUUUGACAUGUAUUGCAUCGACGCCGCUGGGGACCAUGUCGACAUUGACGUUUCGCAGGACUUUAAAAAUCUCAUUACGCAGUUUUUGCAGACGUUGCGGUUGGAGAAACAAAAGAACGCGGCGGUUGAUGCGAGACCGUCGUCAAAAUCGUCGCAGUCGCAGCAUUUGCCGCCCAAGGCGUCCCGGCGGUUUUCGGCAAGAGGGGUGCUUCGCAGAAGUGCCUCCCUCUCACGUCCCGGGUCUCAAACUGUGGAGACGAGUCCUGUUGCGGAUGACGGGGAACGUAGCAGCACGUCGGUUCUCCGACUGUAUGUGCGUGACUCGUAUAGGGUGCGGAAGGAGGAGCAGCGACGGAUGCAUCCCUCCAUCGCCACGGGGCAGUCGCAGCUGGUACAAUUAGGACUUUCGUCACAGCAGCAAACACAUCGCUCGCUGCAAAUCACGGGUUCAGUGGGUGAGGACUCGUCGAAUGAGUUUUUUACCCCAGGCCAUGCGGACUUUCUGCCCAUUGGCUCCAGCAACAUCUCCGUCAAUUUCAGCUCCACCGCACGUUUCUUUUCGCAGACGAUAAACUUCCGUGAGGACGAGGAUGUACAGUGGAGCAAGAUGGGACUACUCGGCAAGGGUUCCUUUGGCAGCGUCUAUGAAGGCAUCACGAGCGAGGGGAAGAUCAUGGCUGUGAAGGUGCUGGAAAUUUCGCUCGAUGAAGACGCCGAAAACGUGGCGAGCAUUCAACGUGAGAUAAAUUUGAUGCGAUCGUUAAAGCACAAAAACAUAGUUGCGUACUACGGCUGCCAGACAAAAGAACUCUCUAGUGGGGCUCGACAGCUGGAGAUCUUUCUAGAGCACUGUCAUGGAGGUAGUUUGUCGCAUCUCCGUCGCAAGUUUGAACGGGCGAAGGAGCGUUUUUCCAUUUCGCUUGUUCGCACCUACGCGAAACAGAUUCUGGAGGGAUUGGCCUAUCUACAUAGCAUGAAUGUCGUCCAUAGGGAUCUAAAGGGCGACAAUGUCCUCAUCUCGGCUCUCGGCGAAGCGAAACUUGCGGACUUUGGAUGCAGUAAACGCAUCGGCACGGCGACGAUGCAGCAAGAUAGCUGUGGGGAGAAAGGCGCUGGCUACCAAACAAUGGUCGGAACUCCGCUGUUCAUGGCGCCUGAAGUGGUUAAAUGCGAGGGCGGCUACUCCAAGCCGGCGGACGUGUGGUCUGUUGGAUGCCUGGUGCUUGAGAUGCUUGGACGUCAGCCAUGGAUCUUUAGAAGUAAUGCAAAUGCCUUCCAAAUCAUGUAUCAAAUCUCGAAGAGCACGUCGAUGCCAACAGGAGUGCCGAACAACUGUCCUGCGGACUUGUACUCCUUUUUCACGCGGUGCUUCGAACAUGAUCCGAAUAAGCGGGCGACGGCCGAGGAGCUGCUGAAACACGAAUGGAUCACGUGCCCCGACAGCAAGCUGCAGGAGGUGCUGGAGGAGGCGGGUGGGGAAUGA